GCGGCGAUUGCGACAAUGCUCUGCGAGGGCGUUGUCCUGCCCCAUAGCUUGGGCGUUGGCGGUGGCUUCAUGGCCACCAUUUACUCCAAGGAGACGGGCCAGAUGGAGUCGCUGAUUGCACGUGAAACAGCUCCAGCGGCGGCCACACAGGACAUGUUUGUGGACCAUGAUCAUAUCACGGGCGCCCUGUCCUGUGCUGUACCCAGUGAGAUUUAUGGCUAUUGGCGAUUGCACGAAAAAUAUGGCAAGCUGCCCUGGUCACGCCUCUUUCGGCCCACCAUAGAGAUGUGUCGUCGGGGAAUAUUAGUGUCUAGAUAUUUAGCAAAUGUCCUGGCCAACAAUGAGGAGGCUAUACGCAAUGAGGACUCCAUGUCAGAGAUAUUCAUAAAUCCCGCCACGAACAAUCCCUACAAGCAGGGCGAGAUCAUGUACCGUCGCGUUCUCGCCGAUACACUAGAGAUUGUCGCCAGCGAGGGGCCGGAGGUAAUCUAUCGGGGCGGACGAAUUGGCCGCAAGCUCGUCCAGGAUAUUAAGUCGUUGGGUGGCAUUGUGACCGAACAGGAUCUGAAGGAUUACGAUGUGCGUUGGGAGCGUACGCUGCGUGCUCGAUUUGAUAAUGGACACACACUGUACACAUCGCCGUUGCCAAGCAGUGGAGCAGUGCUGACAUUUAUGCUGAACGUAAUGGAACCCUUAUAUACGAGCAGCAGGGAUAAAUAUUAUCAUCGACUGAUGGAGACGUUUAAGCAUGCGUAUGGACAUCGAACCAAUUUGGGUGACAUGCACUAUGAGCCGUCGGUGAUGGAAACCUAUGAGAAUUUGAUCGAUCCAGAUUUUGCGGCAGAGAUACGUAAACUUAUACUGGAUGAUCGCACGUUCGAGGAUAUGUCGUAUUAUGGCGCGAAUUUCAGCAAUGUUGAGGAUCAUGGCACGGCGCAUAUCUCAGUGCUGGCGCCCAAUGGUGAUGCCAUCUCGGUGACCAGCACUAUUAACGGGCAUCUGGGGGCGAAGGUGAGAUCUCGCCAGACUGGCAUCAUAUUGAACGAUGAGAUGGAUGAUUUCUCCACGCCGGGAAAGGUUAAUGCUUAUGGCAUACCGGCCAGUCCGGCCAAUUACAUUCAACCCGGCAAGCGUCCGAUGUCUUCGACAUGUCCGAGCAUCAUUCUCGAUGAUGCGGGCAAUGUGGCCUUGGUUAUCGGCGGUGCUGGUGGCUCACGUAUCACCACAUCCGUGGCGCAAACCAUUCUACGGUAUUUCGUGCUUCGCGAACCCAUUCAGGAGGCUGUCAAUGGUGGGCGUUUGCACCAUCAGUUGGCCCCGAUGUAUGUUGACUCGGAGCCGGAGGUGCCAAACCAUACGAUCAACUAUCUUGAGAGCGUUGGCCACAGGGUCGAAUUUCUGCAGAAGAACAGGGCACACUCGGCUCUAACGGCCAUUGGGUAUAUGGAUACGGAACCGCAACCUGUCUGCGAUCAUCGACGCAUCGGUAGCGCGGUUGUUGUAGAGCUAACCGACGACUAA
Drosophila grimshawi is the source of this 1521-nucleotide messenger RNA. RefSeq names its product scoloptoxin SSD14. The transcript has 2 exons. The coding region runs from base 16 to 1521 and encodes 501 amino acids. Gene Ontology annotation, molecular function: glutathione gamma-glutamate hydrolase. Gene Ontology annotation, biological process: glutathione catabolic process. The record is from RefSeq and is a predicted model, not a curated record. Lineage: Eukaryota; Metazoa; Arthropoda; Insecta; Diptera; Drosophilidae. Gene Ontology annotation, cellular component: plasma membrane.